Aspergillus tanneri is the source of this 912-nucleotide messenger RNA. RefSeq names its product class I SAM-dependent methyltransferase. Gene Ontology annotation, molecular function: S-adenosylmethionine-dependent methyltransferase activity. The transcript is spliced from 3 exons. NCBI's taxonomy places the organism in Eukaryota, Fungi, Ascomycota, Eurotiomycetes, Eurotiales, Aspergillaceae. The record is from RefSeq and is a predicted model, not a curated record. Bases 1 to 912 code for a protein of 303 amino acids.
AUGGAGGCUCCUAUGAAACCCACUCCCGCACACCUUUCGCCUCCUGGAACCCAGAUCAAAGACGAAUUUAGUGGGACGGAAGGAGUCUACCUCCUCCCUCAUCACCACGAGGAAAUCAAGCGGUUACAGCGUCAACACUUCUUCAUCAAAGCCGCCACUGAUGAUAGGUUGACCACUGUUGAGCUGCCCACCGGGGCUAGAGUGCUCGACUCUGGCUGCGCCGAUGCGGGGGCAUCGACAGGGACCUGGCUCGCCGAUCUGGCUGGCACGGAUAGGCCCGAUCUCGAGCUCUACGGAGUGGACCUGAGCCAGGCACAGUUCCGAUCGGACCCUCGGCUGAAAUUGCGGGAGCAUGAUGUGCGCCAGCCCUUCCCCAACUCCUGGGGUUGGAAGAACCGUUUCGACCUGGUGCAUCAGCGGCUGUUGGUCUGGGGUAUUGGCGCGGACGAGUGGCCGCGGGUCCUCGCCAAUUUGACUGACGUAGUCAAGCCCGGUGGAGUCUUGCAGCUAGUGGAAGCGGAAUGGGUCCUCAGCUCGUAUUCCGACGAACAGGUGCAGCAGAAGAAAUUGGCCAAGGUGCAGGAGUGGUCGACUAGCUCGUGCGGGAUGGAGGUGCACAUCUGGAAGAAGUUCCCCGAUCUCCUGCUUCCCCUCGGCUUCGAGGAUCUGAAGGUGGAAACGUUCGAUCUGGGUUACGGAGCGACGUCGAAGAGGCCCGAGGAUCGCAUCUGGACGGCCGAGCUCCUGCCCCAGUCAUUCCGCCAUCUGGCUCGUAAGAUUCCGGCGGACGGCAUUCCAGGCGUGGCCCGCACCCCUGACGAGUAUAUCGCGUGGUUAGACGAGCUGGUGGUGGAGAUGAAAGAGAUCGGCUAUACACCCAAAGUACGGUGGCUGACGGCGCGCAAGAUCUGA